Messenger RNA from Musca vetustissima, 1401 nucleotides. RefSeq names its product kynurenine aminotransferase (gene Kyat). The transcript has 6 exons. NCBI's taxonomy places the organism in Eukaryota, Metazoa, Arthropoda, Insecta, Diptera, Muscidae. Gene Ontology annotation, cellular component: mitochondrion; cytoplasm. Gene Ontology annotation, biological process: biosynthetic process. Gene Ontology annotation, molecular function: L-kynurenine:2-oxoglutarate transaminase activity; pyridoxal phosphate binding. The coding region runs from base 1 to 1395 and encodes 464 amino acids. The record is from RefSeq and is a predicted model, not a curated record.
AUGCUUCAGAAUAGUUUACGUUUGUUGUUAAAUAAAACACGUCUGCCACAGCGACAAUUGUAUCAGUUAGUCUCAUUUGAACAGCAGACCAAACAAGUUACAAAUAAAAGGGAAUAUAGCAGCUCUUCCGCGAUAAUGGAGAAAUUUGAUUUGCCACAAAGAUUACAGGGUAGUGCUCCAAGUGUUUGGAAUGAAUACAUUGCCCUGGCCAUGGAAUAUAAACCCUUGAAUUUGGGUCAAGGUUUUCCUGAUGAUGCCGCACCGGAAUAUGUCACUAAAGCUUUGGCAGAAAUUGCCAAAGACGAGAAUCCUUUGUUGCAGCAAUAUACCCGCGGUUUUGGCCACAUGCGUUUGGUACAAGCCAUUGCAAAAUUGUAUUCCAAGCUGUUGCAACGUGAAAUAAAUCCUUUGAAUGAAGUCUUGAUUACUGCUGGUGCUUAUGAGGCUCUAUAUUCGGCCAUUAUGGGCCAUGUUGAUGUUGGCGAUGAGGUUAUAAUUAUUGAACCAUUCUUCGACUGCUACCAUCCCAUGGUGAAAAUGGCUGGUGGUGUAUCCAGAUUUAUACCUUUGAAACCGACCAAAACCGAGGGCACAAUUUCCUCAGCCGAUUGGGUACUCGACGAAGAGGAGCUCAAGAAAAUGUUUAACUCCAAAACAAAAAUGAUUAUCUUAAAUACCCCACAUAAUCCCAUUGGCAAGGUAUUCAACCAAAAGGAAUUAGAACUCAUUGCUGAUUUGUGUAAAAAAUGGAAUGUACUUUGUCUGUCGGAUGAAGUCUACGAAUGGAUGGUAUUUGAUGGUAAUAAACAUAUUCGCAUUUGUACAUUACCCGAUAUGUGGGAGCGUACGAUAACAAUUGGUUCGGCUGGUAAGACAUUUUCUGUGACGGGUUGGAAAACCGGCUGGGCAUAUGGUCCAGCAAAUUUAAUACGUAAUCUCCAAAUGGUACAUCAAAAUUCUGUGUAUACUUGUGCAACGCCUCUGCAAGAAGCAGUUGCUCGUGGUUUUGAAUUGGAAAUGACACGUUUGGAUAGCCCUGAUUGUUUCUUCAAUAGCCUGCCAAGGGAGUUGCAGGUUAAACGUGAUUUUAUGGCGAAGUUUUUGCAAGAUGCUGGUAUGAAACCAACUAUACCUGAGGGUGGUUAUUUCAUGUUGGCCGAUUGGACUAAUUUGGAAAAGAAAAUCAACAUCAACUCGGAACCAGAUCAAUAUCGUGAUUAUAAAUUCACCAAAUGGAUGACCAAAAAUAUGGGUUUGCAGGGCAUUCCCCCCAGUGCCUUUUACAGCGAUGAACACAAACAUUUGGGCGAGGAUUUUGUACGCUAUUGCUUCAUCAAGAAACAGGCCAAUUUGGAAAAGGCUUCUGAAUUAUUGGAAAAAUUAAAAAAUAAUUAAAAAUAU